Messenger RNA from Lachancea fermentati, 2193 nucleotides. The record is from the annotation of a GenBank genome assembly. Lineage: Eukaryota; Fungi; Ascomycota; Saccharomycetes; Saccharomycetales; Saccharomycetaceae.
AUGCUAUUGCGAAUAUUAAUAGGUUUUCUUUGGGCCAUUAAACUUUCAGCUGCAUCAGGAGUAGGGGCCCAUUUAACUUUCCUUGCCAGAACACUCGUUCCUGAACAAUUCGUUCCAUUUACUGAAAACAUGAAAGCAGGUUGCUUCUUCCCUGACGCCCUGUACAGUUGCAAUAAUGAUAAAAAAUGGCAUGACUUCGCUGAAGCAUGUCAUUGGCCUGGCUUUUUGAUCCAGGGUAUACGAUUAUGGCAAGAGCGUUACAAGCGCAACAAAUUCUCAGAAAGGUCCCUUAAACUUCAAUCAUUUCUUAUAGGCGUUUACACACACCAAGUGGCAGACGUUUCGUGGCAUUCUUUGGUGAAAGGCUACGAAACUCAUGGUCUGAUAAAAGUUCUAGCUGGCUUAGAAUUUGAUGGCGACUACCAAAAAGCGCAUGAUUACAUUGACACCAUGGGCGACCUUCUGGUGCUCGGGCACGUUUUGAGAGAUUUAUCCGAUGAAUGGGCAUAUUAUACAGAUCAAACUUGGCAAUUGCCGGAAGAAGAAGAUCUAAUGGAGUUAGUGCACCGAAUGGGAUUGAAAAGCAUAAGUUACUGGCAGCUAAAUGGCUGCGUUAAACGGGGCAUGGUUGCGGCUAGCAGUGAAGUCUACUCCUUGAUAAGGCGUCGGCGAGAAAUCUUGGAAGUGGCCUACGCAAUUUCUCCUAGAGCUUGUGAGCUUAUGCAGGACCAUUGGCUUGGAGGUGAAUUUGACAUCGUUGCAAUGAUAAACAAAUGUUUGCCAACAUUUUUAUCUCUUUUUGAUGACCAGAGCAGUAACGAAAAUGAACUGCUAAGCCUUCUACAAAUUUGUGGAAAUUUACCGCCAGCAGAAACUAGGAAGAUUAGCAAGAGUGCUACCAUUGCAAUAAGAAAAUAUUCUGAUCUCUUAUACGUUUCUCCAUUGAUUCCCAUCGCCAACUUCGGCUCGAGUAUCGCAGUAGGUGCCUUCCAGAAUAACGAAACUUGUGUUGCGAUAAGUUCACCGUUGGAAGAAGGUUCAGGUUCGGUUUAUGUAAUUCCUUGGAGUGACUUUUCGGGAUCAGAAGAAAGGACAUAUUUAGAACCAGUUGUCACGUCCAUGUAUGGCAAAGAUGUUCACAAAUAUACUCUAGGAGACAGCGAUUAUCUGGUUGUAUCUGAAUUGGGGUCCAACACAAUUCAUUUUUAUUAUGAUGGUCAUAAGCUUUUCAGUAUCGCUGAUAAAUCUUCGUCAGAGGGCCAUCAAAUGUCCGUCUCCUCUAUCCAAGAUAUUGAUGGAGAUGGAAUUCCGGACAUAAUGUUGUCUGGCUUGCAUUACGGGAAGAAUGAGACAGGGGUAGUGUACAUUAUAAAUGGUAACGAUAUAUCAGCCCUUCUGGGCACGUCGACUUAUGGAGAAAUCGAGCUUUCUUCUUUAAGUACGAUAUUAUUGCGAUGCCCAGUUUCUGUAAAUUACCAGCAGUUUGGUUCUGAGAUUAAGGUUUCUAGUGUUUGGAGUAAAAAAGGUUUCUUAUAUGUUACGAGCCAAGGCUUGGGAGUAGUCUUUGCAUACUGUCUAUGCAGUCUUCAUCAGAACGCAUUACCACGCUACUAUAUUAUCGAAGAUUCUAUUAUGCUGCCAGAAGAAGGUGUCCCAUUUAACAUCUCAAUCAGACCAUCGAUUGAACAUGGCAUGUUUGGUAAUACGAUUCAUUCUUGGAAUUUUGAGAAUGAAAACUACGUUGCAAUUUCGCAACAUCUCAAGAAUUCAGUGUUCGUUUACAAGGAGCAUGCUGGCUUCAUCGAGUUUUAUAUGCGAUUGCAACUUGAUAUCUCUGAGGACUCUCGUACAGUCAUAUCGAGUAUAGGAUUCGGUACAGCUAUGGAUUAUGACCUUGAAUCGAACUCCCUUGUUGUGUCUUCACCUGGGAGCUUUAAUGGUAUUGGAGCGCUUUGGGAAAUACCUAUGAAAGAAAUAAUCAAGGCAAAAGAAGAAUGGAGGUUUUCUCAACUCUUGGUGACCAUUCCCCAACAUUUGUUGGUGACAAAUGGUGAUUUAGAGAGACAUGGAAUUGUUGGUUUUGGUAAAGUUUUAAAACGUGGACCAGAUGGGAGGUUAAUCAUUGGAAUACCACAUUAUGGCUAUGGAAAUGUAGGUCAUGAUCAAUUAAUGGGUAGUGUUGCUAUUUUAUGA